UCAGGGACCGAGGAUUGCCCCCUCUAUUGAACCCCCUCUAUAUUACGCUGGAAUUCGGCCCUCGGAUUUUAGAAGAGAAUCUUUUAAUUUGCAUGGGGUAGAAUCAUCACUUUGUCUUGUAUGGUUUGCAUUUGGGGCCGGUGCUUUACCUGUGGCGUGCGCAUGGAUGGAUAGAUGGAGGACGCAGUCUAUUGAGUGCAUGUGUAGUGUUUAAGGGUAACCAAAUAGGCCUAUUUCAACCUAAAAUCACUGCGUACAUACGGCGGAGGGUUCACAGUUCACCCUCAUAUGGAUGGAUCCUUCGUUCGGACUGGUACCCAUGGAAUACAAAGAGCACGCUGGUGAACAUGUCUGGCUGCGGGAAUCCACACCUCUGAAGGAGCGUCCCAGCAGACCUCCCCUGACGGAGAAGCUCCACCUGAACAUCACCAUCUGCCGCUCGUCUCCAUAGCCCCAGCCAUGAGGGCGACUUUGAGGUGAUCCGGUUUGGACUGCGCCCCUGCGGGAUCCGGGGAGCUCCGUGCCGUGUGGAAUUAUCGGCGUGCACGUUGUCUCAGCACUAGGAUUCCUUUGUGUCAAAGGUUUUUUCUUUUUUUGGGUGCAUUUGGAGCUGGGGCUCCAAAAACAGAGUCCACCGUUGCACCCAGGUCCUCUGUCUUUGUGACCCUCAGCAGAGAUGGCAGCCGGCCGGCAAGAGGCGCCGGAUCAUCAGCCUGAAAACGGAUUCACGCCGCUGGAUCACACGCCACCCAGACUGUUACCCAAGAUAGAUGCGUCGGUCCUGCCGUCCCUGGGGGGUUUUGGAAAGCACCAGAAGCAGCUCGUGGUUUUGACUUGGAUACCGGCCUUAUUUAUUGGAUUUAGUCAGUUCUCCGAUUAUUUUCUUUUGGCGCAACCCAAUGGGACGUGUGUGCAUCCCCCGGCCAACGACAGUAGCUGGACCGGGGCGCCGCCGCUGCUGGCAGCCCCCGGCGGCACGCCCGCGUUUCACCUCGGCAGCAAUGAGACCGGCGAGAGUUACAGCGGAGGCAUGGCCAUGCUCUGCGCUUGCAAGGAGUGGAAGCUGGAGCUGCUGACGGGACUCAGUCAGAAUGUUGUUACCAAGUGGAACUUAGUGUGCGACUCUGCCUGGAAGGUCCACAUUGCCAAGUUCUCUCUACUGGUGGGCUCCAUAUUUGGCUACCUGGUGAUGGGUGUCAUGGCUGACUGGUUUGGCCGGCAGCCUGUGCUGAUCCUCUCGGUGCUGUUCAUGCUGGUGUUCGGCCUGAGCGUGUCCUUCUCCGUCAACGCCACCAUGUUCAGCACGCUGCGCUUUUUCGAGGGCUUUUGCCUCGCCGGCCUCACGCUCUCCCUCUACGUGCUCCGGAUUGAGCUUUGUCUGCCAGACUGGCGCUUUUCCAUGACUAUGGUGGCCAGUUUUCUGAUGGUGGCAGGGCAGCUUUUGAUGCCAGGAGUCGCAGCUUUGUGUCGUAAUUGGCCAGAUCGGGAUGACUGGCAGGUGCUCCAAAUCGUUAUAAUCAGCCCCUUCGUCCUGAUGCUGCCCUACGUCUGGAUCUUUCCUGAGUCUCUCCGCUGGUUGCUGGCUACCCAGCACUACAGAAGGUCCAAAGUAAUGAUGCUACGCAUUGCCAAGAAGAACCAGGUUGAUAUGACAACCGAGCCCAGCGGGGUUCUGAUAGAGUUGGAACAGGAACUGCACAAGAAACCCCAAAGGACCUGCAUCGUCAAGAUGAUGAGCACCAGGAACCUGUGGAAAAACAUUGUGGUGCUCUGUGUCAACUCGUUGACGGGCUACGGGAUCCACCACUGCUUCUCGCGCAGCAUGAUGGACCCUGAGGCUCGGCUGACGGCCAUGUGCCACACCGACUACUACACCAUGGCGGGCAUCGCCCUGGCAACUUGCCUGGCGGUGUGUCCGGCGGUGGCGCUGAUGGGCAGGCGGGGCGGGCUCCUCACCUUCAUGAUCAUCACCGCCCUGGCCUCGCUGCUGCAGCUGGGUCUGCUCAACCUGAUCGGGAAGUACAGCCUUCGUCACGACACAGUGCUGCGAGACACACUGAACCGGAAGUUCUCUGUGGCCUUCUCCAUCAUCGGCAUGUUCUCGUCUCACGCCGUCAGCACGCUCAGCAUUUUCUUCUGUGCCGAAAUCACGCCCACGGUCAUCAGGGGUGGAGGCCUUGGCCUGGUGCUGGCCAGCGCCGGCUUCGGCAUGCUCACCGCCCCGAUCAUGGAGCUCCACAACCAGAAGGGCUACUUCCUGCACCACGUCAUCUUCGCCUGCUGCACCCUGCUGUGCAUCAUCUGCCUGCUGCUGCUGCCAGAGCCGCGCGGCCAGCCGCUGCCCGAGAGCCUGGCAGACGGGGAGAGCUUCACCCGGCAGACCCUGCUGCGGCCCGGGGAGCAGCACCUCCUUCUGGCCAAGACAGACAGGGACUACUCCCGCGUGCACGACACGCCCAUCCAUCUCACAGCCACAGGCAGCGCCACCGUGGCAGCGGCCACCGCUCUGGCAGCGGUGCCCGCCUCAUACGCCCUGGCGACUGGAGGAGAGCUCCUCGACAACUGUGCCGUAGCCAAUGGGGUGAAGGCGUCGUAGCGGAUAGCGGUCGGGUCACGCUGUUAAUCAUGUGGAAAAAUGUAACCUCUUAGCCUGUGGGGUUGAUGAGCUGGUAGGUGCCCAGGGAAUUACAUUUCAGAUUAAACCAAAAAAAAAGGAAAAAUUUGUGUAAUGAAAUGACAACUCUGAUUGAAUGGGGAACAGACUGGAGGGUUGUGUUGAGCCAGCAGCUCAAUGUUGAAGGGGUUUGUGAUUGUGCGGAUUGUGACUUCAAGGACUGCAGUGCAUUAAAUCUCAAGUCAGUGCGCACUACUGAUGCAAACCAAACAGUUGUGGUGUAGGUUUAAGAUGAUUUGGACUCACUGUACUGUCAACCUUGUCUCCUGCCACAGAGCAGCAGAGCCAGUGUACAAGGGGAGAUGAGAAGACCAGAGAGUAGACUAGCACUCAAUAAUGAUCUCUGUUGUUUGGAGUUUGACCUGGUGAGAGAGGGGAGCUCACUGCAUUGUAUUUUAUUUUUGGGUCAUUUUGCACUUAAGUCCAAGACACAAUCAAGUGCUUGUAAGUUUCCAGCCAACACAAUUAAAAUCCAGGGAUUGGCUGAACCACUACAACUAUUUUUGCAUGACCGUGCAUAAAUGGGUUUAUAUUAUGAUCUGCAUUUCCUCUACUCUGAUGUGUUGUUCCUUCACUAGAAGUCCAUUUGGCACUUUAUUUUUAGUAAGUUAGUAUGGUCAGUGUAUACACGUUUUGAAUUAUCUUAGUAAAGGUUGUAUGAUGGCUGAUUUAACAGCAGCUGGAGACUAUGGCAAACUGCAUGGACGGUAUGCCAAAACUGAGCAAUGCCAAAAUAAUGAAGUACCUGUGAGUUGAACAGACAUUAAAGUAAUCAGCUUUACUCUGUCUUAUGAUACGUCUCAGAAAUUGUAUGGCUUUAUGAUGGUUUUGUUCUUUGACAAAACAUUAACAAUGUAAUUAAAAAAAGCUAUUUAUUUUGUCAUGUCGCCAAGGGCGUUUUUGUUGCUUUAGCUGAGAUACCUCCUAAUUGUAUUACAAUUUCUCCCAUACUCUCACACUCCCUUUGUUCUGUGUGUUGUGGUAAUGUUAUUGGUUGUUUAUCCUUUAACUACAAUGUAUAAGUUUAGGCUGACAUAAUGUGUUUGGCCAUGCCAAAAAAGCACAAUGUUUAUAGUGGUUUUAAAAAUGUGUUUGAGAAUUAGAAUAGAGCAGCAUUCUGCUUAGUCCUAGUAGUGUAUACUGUACAUGUGUACAAACUGUGUAAGGUAUUCCUUUGGACUGGAGACAAAAUGUAAGGUGACAGUGCCAUUUGUUGACAAUAUAUGGGCCAUCUACUUUUUUAGAAUACAGAGAACACCAAGAACAAUUUUAGCAGGGUCCAAAACUAAUGCAUAGCCAUGCAUGCAACGUCCUCCACGUUGUUAUCACCUAUUUAAUAUUCCUUACAAAUGUCAAUAUCUUAUGUGGUCUGCUAGUUUCUGUUUUCAACAAGGAAAAAAUUGGAAGGGAGAAAAAAAAUCCCAACCACUGAUUUCUUUUUUAAGUGUUUUUAUAAUACGAUGCAUUUGUACAAAAAGACAUAGGCCUACAUGUUUUGAUAAUAAACCAUUUAAUUUAUUGAUAAUGUCAAUAAAUUAACACCUGAUUUGAUGUAACAAAGGGGUCUGCGUGUGAUUACAGAACAUGAAAUAUCUAUGUAAGCCUCAGUUUUUGUAUUAUAAAGAAAGCAAAGUUGCAUUAAAAGAAACAAAAAACGAUACAGGGUUUCCUUCCUGUCAGAGGCUAACUACAAAAGAGGGCUAUGAGAUAACUGAUAGGAGGAUAAAUCAUUAAAAGUGUUCCGGGUGAUUUCCCAUCUCCUUUUUUAUCCUAUCCUCCACCUGCAGGGCCAGGUUAGUGUUGACCAUUGGGAGAUUAUAACUCACAAACACUUGCUUAUUGGUCUUCUUUGCUGCAAAUUAGAAUAGGGAGAAACAAUUUCAGAACAUUUUUUGAGAAUUAACAUGUUAUUUUAGAUUUGGUUGACUGAUAAGACAACGUUGUUUUAUCUUCACCCACAUCAAUGUACAUUUUAUCAGUCUACACAAUAGGAGAAAUGCAAUACGAAUGGAUGAUGCAGCCAAAUUGUUCUGUGA
Gadus chalcogrammus (walleye pollock) is the source of this 4710-nucleotide messenger RNA. It is a transcript of the gene slc22a23b, whose product is annotated as solute carrier family 22 member 23. The transcript has 10 exons. Gene Ontology annotation, cellular component: membrane. Gene Ontology annotation, molecular function: transmembrane transporter activity. The coding region runs from base 677 to 2596 and encodes 639 amino acids. NCBI's taxonomy places the organism in Eukaryota, Metazoa, Chordata, Actinopteri, Gadiformes, Gadidae. Gene Ontology annotation, biological process: transmembrane transport. The record is from RefSeq and is a predicted model, not a curated record.